AUGAUGCUCAGCAAGGCCCCGUUGGGGGUCCAGAUCAACACCCGGAGCCGGUCCCUGCUCGCCUGCCGGACCGCUCAGGUGCCUCUGAUUGGCAGGGGAUCCAUUGCGGCUCCCCUGAUCAAGCCCAGUCAGUGGGUGCAGCCCGAGCAGAAGCGCGGGCAGGAGACUCUGAUCGCGCGUGCUGCCGAGGAGUCCAAGCAGCUCGACCCCUUGGAGACGGCCGUGUCCAAGGUUGUGGGCGCCAAGAAUGCGCCCGCCGCUGUGACCCUGGGCUUCAUCGCGCUGUGGUACGCGCUCAACGUGUACUUCAACCUGCUUAACAAGUCUAUUUUCAAGUACUUCCCCUUCCCCUACACCGUGUCGACGGUGCACGUCGUGGUCGGCACAGCCUACUGCGCGGCCACCUACUUCCUCGGCCUCAAGAGCUGGUCCUUCGGCAGGGCCAUCAGCAAGGCUGAGUUUGGCACGGUGUUCGGCCCCGCCGCGAUGCACGCCAUCGGCCACAUCGCCGCCAACAUCUCCUUUGCCGCCGUCGCCAUCAGCCUGACGCACACCGUCAAGACCCUGGAGCCGGCCUUCAACGUGCUGCUGUCGCGCCUGGUGCUGGGCGAGGCGACGCCGCUGCCUGUGGUGGUGACGCUGCUGCCCAUCAUGGCGGGUGUGGCGCUGGCCAGCGCGGGGGAGCUGUCGUUCAACUGGACGGGCUUCAUCAGCGCGAUGCUCUCCAACCUCACCUUUGGCUUCCGCGCCGUCUGGGGCAAGGCCGCUAUGACCAAGACCCUGGACAGCACGGCAGUAUACGCGUACACCACGCUCAUCAGCAUGCUCAUCUGCGUGCCCAUCGCCCUCGUGAUGGAGGGGGCCGGCCUCGGCGCGGGCGCCCAGGCCGCCAUCGCCAAGGUCGGGGAGUCGCGCUUUUACCUGGACCUGUUCCUCGUGGGCCUGCUUUACCACCUGUACAACCAGUUUGCCUUCAACACCCUCCAGCGUGUGUCCCCUGUGAGCCACGGCGUGUGCAAUGUCGUCAAGCGCGUUGUGAUCAUCUUCUCAAGCGUCAUAUUCUUCAACCAGACGCUGACUCAGCAGGCCCUCAUCGGCACGGUCAUCGCCCUGGCCGGCACCUGGCUCUACACCGAGGCCUCGUCGCGCUUCAAGACUAAGAAGGCCCCGCCGCCGGCUGCGCCCGGCAAGCCCGCCUCCGCAUGA
This is a messenger RNA of Monoraphidium neglectum, 1206 nucleotides long. RefSeq lists its product as hypothetical. Gene Ontology annotation, molecular function: antiporter activity. Gene Ontology annotation, cellular component: Golgi apparatus. The record is from RefSeq and is a predicted model, not a curated record. The transcript is spliced from 9 exons. NCBI's taxonomy places the organism in Eukaryota, Viridiplantae, Chlorophyta, Chlorophyceae, Sphaeropleales, Selenastraceae. The coding region runs from base 1 to 1206 and encodes 401 amino acids.